Molecule: messenger RNA, 4819 nt
Organism: Formica exsecta
Lineage: Eukaryota; Metazoa; Arthropoda; Insecta; Hymenoptera; Formicidae
Gene: Asx
Product: polycomb protein Asx-like
Exons: 8
Coding region: 277-3735 (1152 amino acids)
Biological process (GO): animal organ morphogenesis; positive regulation of transcription by RNA polymerase II
Cellular component (GO): PR-DUB complex
Molecular function (GO): chromatin binding; DNA binding
Source: RefSeq, a predicted model, not a curated record
UACUAUGCAAUUGGGAGAAUUGUAACAUUCUGUUGCUCAAUGUAAUUUCGUAGAUUCACGAACUCUCAAGCGAAAUGACGUAAACAGUUUCCAGAUCUUUCAUAGCAUAUUUCGAUUGGAAUUGAUAAGAAUGUCAUUCAGUCGCCAAUGGUGAGAGAAAGAAAGGAAUAGAAAUGUUAUGUUUAUAUUACGGCGAAUAGGACACAUUGGUGAGCUCAAAAUAUCGAGGAAAGAUGGAAUGCGCCGAACGGAAGUAUCUGUGUACAAUUUAAUGCUAUGCCACGGCAGUCUUACACCGCGUGCCCUGACAUUUCGUUUGUCGACGAUGUCAAAAUUGUAGGUACUGUCAUGGACACAGAUGUGGAACUUGGGAAAAGUGAAGGGUGCGAAACUAUCCCAGGCUGUUCCGGUUACUCUAGCAUGGUGCACAGUAAGAAAGUUAUUAAACAUGCGUUACGACAGCAAGCCAAACGGCGUAGGAAGAAUACGACAAUAGCGGCGGGCAAUUCCCGCGCGUUACCUAGAAUCGUUGUCAAACCGUUACCUCCACCUCCGUCAAAUGAUCCACCAUCUCCGGUUAAUAAUGUUCAACACAUCAAUACUGCAGCGGAAGAACCUGCUGCCACAAUGAGAGAAGUUUUGGCUAGUUUACCUGGAUUUAGCUUGAAGUCGGGCCGUAGGCGAUCCACAAAGAGAUUGUCAGCGACUGCACAAUUAGAAGCAGGUCUCGUGGAUUUGGAAUCUCCAGCGAGCAUAUUAGCAAGUACCAGCUUACGUGCUCUGUUAAAUAGGCAUACAUUCCAAGGCUUACCUCCACUGUAUCAAAGGAAGCUCGCACAACUGUUGCCUACUGUAGAUAGACAGGAUGCUGCAAUUUCUGGGUUAAACAAUGAAUUUUUUGCAAGAGCUUGUUUAGAAUGGCGGAAACGUUUAGCAGAAGGAGAAUUCACUCCAGAAAAUCAACAACGCCUGAAAAUGGAAGCAGAAAGAGAUAAGAAUAAGCUAGAUCCAUGGAAAGUGAAACAUUUCGAACCAAUAUGGGGAGAGAAACGAGAGCCUAAACUUAAAUCGAGUCUCCAUUAUAUUACUGAGUCACGUUCUAGUGGUGCAGUAACACGUUCAAGUUUAAGACUUCGUUUGGAAUCUAAUGUGGAUAUUCCAGCAUCAGAACAUGUCUAUCCCAUUGUAAUGACAGGAGAUAAAGUCGAUACUAGUUGUAAGACCGAAAUUAGCAUAAAGACUUCUGAUAAUUUAGCUAAUUCUGAAGAAGUGCAGCAAAAUUUAAUGGGUUUGGAUUAUAACACAUUAUCAGACAAUUUGACCGAUGAGAAACAUUUAAAUGAUUCUAUACAAAUGAAUUCUAUAGAAAUAAUAGAAGAUAUUCAAAUACAUGAAACUAAAACGGAAGGAACUGAGAAGAUCACGGAUAUUUGCAAGGAACAAGAUAUAAUUGAGACUAAUGACAUUUCGAGGCAACUUUGUCAAGAUAACAUCUCCAAUAUUUAUGAAGAAGAAACAGAUUUUUCUUCCAGUGAGAAAAAUUUGCAACCUGCAGAAAAUAAUGUAAUUGAAACAUUAGAAGAGGACACUGUACUAUUGCCCGAUGAUAAUUCAUCACCUAGAUCUAACGAACAAGUAGAACGUGUGUCACACACAUCUGGAGAAUCAAUUUCGCAGUUAUCCAAUGAAUAUGUAUCACAAACAUCUAUAGAUCAAAUAGAUCAAAUUUCAAAGGAACAGAUAUCACAAAUGUCUAAUGAUCAAAUUUAUCAGAUAUCGGAUUGCAAAACUACAAGUAUUCUUGAAAGUUCGUCUCCGAAGGAUCAAGUAAGAUCGACAGAUAUUGUUAUAGAGGAUACUAAUAUGAUGAGUAGUGAUCAAACUGAAACAGCACAUGUUUCGCACGAGAAUCCAACAGAUAGUGAAUCACAAAUUCCAGAAGGAAUGGAAAUUGAUAGUGAAACUUUACAGCGUAUUCAUGAACUCGAGGUACGAGGAGAGAUGCGCGAAAUGUAUGAAGAGAUUUCGGGAUGUCCCGAAGAGAUAAUAUAUCCUAUUCUUGAAGGAAUGGAAAUGACUUCAACCAAUACAGAGGUAACCGAACCGCAAGUAUCUGGACAAACUGAAGAUACUAGGGAAACAGAUGUAAAUGCCGGUAAUGAGGAUGAAGCUCUCCGGGAGGCAAAUAAUUACGUCUGUUCUGAAAUGCUAGAAUGCAGUUGGACGGUGGAUCCGACCAUUAAUAAUAUCAAUAAUAAUAGAACGCAAGAGGAGCUGCAGGUACCUUGGCCUUUGGUGGCAGCUGCUCUUGAUGGAUCCGUAGCAGCUAAUAUUACAGUAACAACGCAGGAUGAAUGCAGCGAGACCUCUACAACAACCGACUCUACGACUUCUUCACAACAGUUUAUUAACGCGAAUACCAAUGUAGAAUCCGUUAACUGUAUUCAAUUACCGGUUGUUCAAGGAACUACGUUUCAAUCCGACGGCUUGGCUAUCAGCACGCCGGGAAACAGCUGCGUUAUGAAGAACUUACAAUCGCAAAGUCCACCGAUUAUCACAUUUCCACAAUUGCAGUCUAUCAGAUUUGUGCAAACCAGUUUUAAUCCAGAGCAAGAUGCAACGUCUUUGCUCACAAAUAACUCGCCUACAAUCUCAGCGCAGCUUCAGCCUCAACAAAGUACUACCGCGCAAAUAAAUAUGAUACGAACGCAGGAUACUAUCACUCAAAUAAAUACUCAAAAUAGUAAUACAUGCAAUAAUGUAAAUCAGAAUGCCAUUGUGACGCAAGGUCAAGUACAAAAUACUUUGUCAACUACGAUGGGAAUACAAUCUCAAAAUCGUACACAGAAUGCGAUUGUUAUUCAACAUCAGACUGCUGCUUCAGCUCAACCUCGACAAAUUGCAGCUGCUAUGCAUCAACAGCAGCAGCAGCAGCAACCACAGCAGCAACAACCACAACAACAACAGCAAUAUGCCGGAUCAUCGGUAACAAUCCCGUCGCGAUCAUCGCGCGUGUCUAAUCAAGGCAGCCAAAGAGGCUCCAGAAACAAUAAAGAACAAGGAGGAAGUAGAUCCAGAAGUUCUACAAAAGAGCCUCCAGGCGCUGUCAAUUUGGAGCGUAGUUAUCAGAUAUGUCAAGCGGUUAUACAAAGUUCACCAAAUAGAGAUCAAUUAAAAGCUCACUUAAAACCACCACCUAGUUUACUUGCAAGAGGAGACGGUGCAUUCACAACCAGUAAAUCUGGUGGACGCACUUUAACAACUGUCAAACCUCAGAAAACGCAACAAGCGAUACAACAUAACAAACAAGCUCAAAAUAAAACACAAGCAGUUAUGCUGAGACAUGUAUUUGCUACAGCGCGUCAAGCUACAUCAACGGAGGUUACAGAAAGCACUCCUAUAGCGCAACUUGGUUCCUCCACCAGUAACAAUUUCGGGCAAUACAUACUUGUACAAAGGACAGGAGUUGGGGAUGGCGCACCAAGGGCGUCAUCCGCUCCCCCGUUACCGCCGCAGAUUGCAGGGAUGGGCGUCGGGGUCCAUUUAGUGCGAGGAAGACCAGCGAGUGCGGGAGAAGGCUCUCAUCAAGCUGUUACUCUGAAAGCGAGAGGUGCGGAUAGCAGAGUGACGGGCGGUGCGGAGCCCGGUGCACCUGGCAUGAUAAUCGGCGGUGACCCACCACCCCCAUGUGAAUGUAAUAUGCGAGGAGCCAUGUUUUUUGGGAUGCAUGAAUAAGACACAUAUACUCUCUCUGACACGGAGAUUGACAAUUGGAUAUUAAUUGUAAGCAUUAGUAUUUGAAAUCAAGUAUGCAUGGGAUAUGUAUUUGUUUAUACUAGUUCUCUUUUAAUUUUAAUAUAAAAUAUCUCAAAUGAUUUUUAUUAAAUUCUUUCACAAUUUUCUUCAAAAAUGUCAAACAGAAUAUUUAAUAUGAUUAAAUUGAUAUAAAUAACGCCAUUUAUCGAGAAUAUUUGUUAAAAAAGUAAAGGUUUAUUUUGUGUGAUAAAGAAACAUAUUUAAUAUAAUUUGUAAUAAUUAAUUUUAUCAAUUUUUACUAUAAAAUAUUUUAGAAAGAACUCAUGUAUUUUGAGAAUUUAAUAUUUUAUUUCGACAAGGAUCUAAUGCACAUAUAUGUUACAGAAUCAGUCAGCAUUCUUUCGCCAAGUUGCCAAGCUUUGUACUAGUAAACAUGUAUAUAUUUAGAUAAAAAAUUAUUGUUUGCAUUUCGUAUUACUAGAAAAUUAUACACACAUAUACAUACAAAAAUAAGAAAAAAAUGACAAAACAGUAGAAAAUGUGACUGAGAUCAAAUGGAUUACAAUGAUGCAGUGUUGUGUUAGAAUAUGUUUUAUGUAAAUUAUAUAUUCAUUCUAUUUUAUCUCUCCCUGUAUAUGUAUAUAAUCAUCAUUAGAUUCUCCUGUCAUAUUAUUGUUACAAUCUUAUAACUAUUGAAGAUUUUGAGGCAAUAAUAUGCUAAGUGACACGAUGUGCUAGAUCUUAAGCUUACAUUUAUUUGCUUGCUCCUUUGUGUUGUGAAUGAAAGCAUCUACACUUCUUGAAAGAAAAAAUAUAUGAAAAAAUAAGUUCAAAAAUUUCUUUCUCUGCUGUAUAUCUGCGAAAUUUAUCGUGUGUGACUUAACGUGUUAUCAUCCCAUCAACUUUUAUGCUUAACAGAAUUUAAGAAAUAUGCAUUACAUUGUGUCAUACUUUUUCUAAAUAUGUUUAAUUAUGUUACUUUUAUCGAUAUUGGUUAUCUAUCAUAUGCCGCCAUGAUUAUAAUGUUAAUUUUUCAUUAAUAAUAAUAGUAAUUAUAUAUAUA